AUGCCUAUUGAAUAUGCAGAAUUGUUAAAGCACUGCCUAACAUCUGGCUAUCUCAUGUGGAAGGAUGAAUUCUACAUACAAGUAGAUGGAGUAGCAAUGGGUUCGCCGGUUUCCCCCGUUGUCGCAGAUAUAUUCAUGGAAGACUUCGAGGUGCGAGCCCUUAGCUCUCCUACAAUAAGACCCUUAAUUUAUAAACGCUAUGUAGAUGACACUUUCACAAUAUUAAAUAAAAACAAAACAUCUGCUUUCUUGAACCAUCUUAAUUCUAUCAAUAAUAAGAUCCAGUUUACUAUAGAAUUAGAGGCAAAUAAUUCUUUAGCUUUCCUUGAUAUACUAGUCAUCAGGAAUCCUGACAGUACUUUGGGACAUACUGUUUAUAGAAAACCCACACAUACGGAUAGGUACCUCAAUGGUAAAUCACACCACCACCCUGUACAGUUAGCUACCGUUGGUAAAUCUUUGUUACAGAGAGCACAACACCUUUGUGAUGCUGACCACCUAGAGGCCGAGCUGCAGCAUGUAAGACGUGCUCUGACCAUCAACAGCCUGCCCGUGCCUCGCCAGCAUCGCAAGAACCAGAUGAAGCCACCUACAGUUGAGCGACAACCUGCAAUUCUACCAUAUGUAAAGGGAGUUACUGACAGAAUAGGCAACAUCUUGAAGAAGGUUUCAAUCAAGACUAUUUAUAAACCACAUAAGAAAGUGAGCCAAUUCUUGAGACCAAUCAAGAGUAACAUUCCUUUACAACAAGCGGGUGUAUAUAAACUUGAUUGUGACUGUGGCUUGUCAUACAUCGGACAGACAAAGAGAAGCAUCGGUACAAGGGUUAAGGAACACGUUUCAGACGUCAGGAAUAGGCGCGCGUCGAAGUCAGCAGUGUGCGAACAUGCAUUGGACAAACCAGGCCAUUACAUUAGAUUUGAUAAACCACAGAUCCUCGCUCGUGAAGACAGAUAUAUACCAAGGUUAAUCCGCGAGGCUAUUGAAAUUAAAAAACACCCAAAUUUCAAUAGAGAUGAUGGCUGGAACCUAUCAAACACCUGGGAUCCUCUUCUUAAAAAUAUGAAAUCCCAUGUCCGUGACCACACCGCAGGACCUCAAGACACCGUGAGCGCAUUUUGCCGGCAUCCAGAGCGGUACGCAAGACAAUUAAGAAAUCGAUGGCGGUGGGAGAUAAAUUGA
Messenger RNA from Danaus chrysippus (African queen), 1182 nucleotides. Lineage: Eukaryota; Metazoa; Arthropoda; Insecta; Lepidoptera; Nymphalidae. The record is from the annotation of a GenBank genome assembly.